AUGGAACCGUCGACCCUUCGCAGACAGUCUGAGCGUGCCACGUAUGACGUGAAUGCCGUGGCUGCUAUCUUCUCCGAUAGCUUUUUCGCUCAUGUUUCGUACGUGGAUGAAGGACUACCGCAAUGUCUGCCUAUGAUUGCCUUGUUUCGAGUAGAGGGCGACGGCGGAAAUGAAAAUGCAGCAGUCUAUCUGCACGGUCACCCGAGUACGAGAUUGAUGGAACUGGUGCGGAGUCGUGCGAGUGAGGGCCGGGAAGCGACGGAUCCCCUCCGGGUAUGCAUCACGGCCACCAAAGUCGACGGUCUGGUCCUCUCUUCCGCCCCCAACGGCCACACUUUCAACUACCGGUCCUCAGUUAUCCACGGCGCCUGCUCUCUAGUGACGGACAGAGAUCAGAAACGAGACAUCAUGAGACAGGUGACGAACCAUAUCGUCGCUGGCCGUUGGGAAGAGGUGAAUCCCGUGUCCUCCUUCCAGGUGUCCCUGGUGACAGUCGUCCGCGUGGACGUCCAGAAAGGCUCUCUGAAAACGCGCAGCGGAAUCCCGGGGAUCCAACCGCGCGAUGUGGAAAAGGACGGACCUGACCGUGAGGAACCUGUUUGGACUGGGGUCGUUCCCUUGUACGAGCAUCUGGAUGCACCGGUGGCUAGUGGAUUGACGAGCGAUGCGCAGGUACCAGAGUCAUUGAAAGAGUAUAUCUGGGAGAGAAAUGAGAUGCAGAAGACAUACGCGGUGUCCGCUGCAAGGAAUAGGUAA
Monascus purpureus is the source of this 756-nucleotide messenger RNA. NCBI's taxonomy places the organism in Eukaryota, Fungi, Ascomycota, Eurotiomycetes, Eurotiales, Aspergillaceae. The record is from the annotation of a GenBank genome assembly.